AUGAUGGAAUAACUAAAUAUAUUAAUAUUUUAGUUAAAUAGUAGUAGAUUUCAAUUAAGUCUGGCUCUGGUAAUUAGAGUCCUAAUAUUCAUGAUGAGAAAAUUAAAAUGUUAUCCGAAUAAAGAAUCCUUUAAUUUGAACAGAAUUAUUGACUUAAUACCUGAUUCUAUAAGAUAAACUAGAAACAAUAAAAAAAUAGAGCCAUUCUCCUAACCAAAAUCUAAUGAUUAUAAAUUGAAAUAAGUCAUGUCAGUUGUUGAAAAUAUUUCUAAUACAAAAAAGAUUUCUCUCUUUUGCAUCAUUAUUUGA
Messenger RNA from Paramecium pentaurelia, 309 nucleotides. Lineage: Eukaryota; Ciliophora; Oligohymenophorea; Peniculida; Parameciidae. The record is from the annotation of a GenBank genome assembly.